Messenger RNA from Theobroma cacao (cacao), 1478 nucleotides. It is a transcript of the gene SEX4, whose product is annotated as dual specificity protein phosphatase (DsPTP1) family protein. The record is from RefSeq and is a predicted model, not a curated record. NCBI's taxonomy places the organism in Eukaryota, Viridiplantae, Streptophyta, Magnoliopsida, Malvales, Malvaceae. Gene Ontology annotation, biological process: starch catabolic process; protein dephosphorylation. Gene Ontology annotation, cellular component: chloroplast. Gene Ontology annotation, molecular function: starch binding; carbohydrate phosphatase activity.
ACCCCCAAUAAAAAAAUCACACUACUGCAACUAAGAUUUUUCUGUUAUCUUCAAGAAUUUUUUUUUUCUCUUCUGAUCGAAUAUGAAUUGUCUUCAGAAUCUUCCAAGUUUCAGAUCCUAUGCAUGGCCAUUUCAAGGUUUCAAGAGCUACCCAAGAAAACCCUUUUCAUGUUCCAUCAAUAUGAUGGGAGGGAUGGAUUUUAGUGAUAUACCGAGAAGUAUGGCAGUUAAGGCAAUUUCUGGUUCCACAUCAAGUGCAAAGCAGAGUAGCUCUGAAUCAGAGGGGGAAAAAUCCAACAUAUAUAGUCAUAAUAUGACAGAAGCAAUGGGUGCUGUUUUGACUUACAGGCAUGAACUGGGAAUGAACUAUAACUUCAUCCGUCCAGACCUGAUUGUGGGUUCAUGUCUGCAGGCUCCAGAAGAUGUUGACAAGCUUCGUAAAGUCGGAGUGAAAACCAUAUUUUGCUUGCAGCAAGAUCCAGAUUUGGAAUAUUUUGGGGUUGAUAUUGGUGCCAUUCAAGAUUAUGCCAAGAAAUGCAGUGAUAUUGAACACAUACGUGCUCAAAUAAGGGACUUUGAUUCAUUUGAUUUACGGAUGCGGCUUCCAGCUGUGGUUAGCAAAUUAUACAAGGCCAUAAAUCAGAAUGGAGGUGUGACGUAUGUACAUUGUACUGCUGGACUUGGAAGAGCUCCUGCUGUUGCGAUGGCAUAUAUGUUCUGGGUUCAAGGCUAUAAACUUAGCGAAGCUCACAGAUUGCUGCUGAGCAAGCGGUCAUGCUUCCCUAAAUUGGAUGCCAUCAAAAGUGCAACUGCUGAUAUUCUUACAGAUCUUAAGAGGGAGCUGGUCACUUUGACAUGGGAAGACAGCAAGUGCUCUACAGUGGAAGUUUCUGGACUUGAUAUUGGGUGGGGCCAGAGAAUACCUUUGAAGUUUGACAAGGGGCAUGGUUCAUGGACUCUCCAGAGAGAACUGCCUGAAGGACGCUAUGAGUACAAGUAUAUAGUGGAUGGGGAAUGGACAUACAAUGAAUUUGAGCUGGUAACAACUCCUAACAAAGAUGGCCAUGUCAACAAUUUUCUUCAUGUUGUGAACAAUGAUCCAAGCAGUGUUAAUGGGGCAGUUCGGAAGAGGUUGACUAGUGAGGAUCCUGAUCUUAGAAAGGAAGAACGGUUGAAAAUCAGACAGUUUCUUGAAGCCUACCCUGAGGAAGAGUGAACUGAAAAUGCAAGACAGGGCAUGUUUUCUUUUAUAUAUAAUUGGGGGAGGAGAGAUUUGAGCCCUGCUCUCUAGGCAGGGGAUUAUGCACCAAUCAAUGAGCCAAAUGCUCUGGUGCGCAAGACAGGGCAUGUUGUAGUAUAUAAAUGUAAUAUUUGCUUGGAAUAAGCAUGUAUCAUAGCAAUAUGAAACUGUUGUAGAAUAGUGAAUAAAUAAAAGUUGUUGCAUUUCUGCUAAGUUAUACUUGCAGAGUUUCAAUUGA